AUUUAUUUCCCAGUUUUCGGAAAAUAAUGGCGCAGAUCGGGUCAAAAUCCUCUUAAUUUUUGCAUUUUAGCCCGAUUUGUUCUUAAAAUUAUCUGUUAAAUUUUGGAACCGAACCAUAAAAAAACAUGUUGAAAAGAGCCUCGCUGGCGUUGAGCCACUACCCUGAUGCCUGUUUCCGUGUCUGCAAUUGUAGCAGGUGUCUCCGGAUGUAUCACGUAGUGAAAUGCAUGAAGGAUCUGAAUCUUGUGCAGAAAUCAAAACAGGACUAUGGGAGAACGCCGAAAAAGCUGCAGAGCGUGUUGAUUUGCCAGGAAGGUGCUUGUGAUACACUUAGCCAUCGACUCGAUCAGCCGUUGAGUAGUGCGUUCCUGGAAGACCUGGAGAAGCGCCUGAACCAGAGGAUCUUUAAAAAGGAUUUGAUGGAUGGUGAGACUUCCUUGAAGCGAAAAAUUUUCUGUGAAACCGCCAGUUCUGCCGCGGGGUGUGGGAAAGAAAAGUGCGGAAAAGGGUCAAGUGGAGGUAAGAAGAAGCAGAAAUGUGGCAAGGGUGGUGGAAAGAAAGGCGAUGAUGGAGAUGAUGACAUGAAAAAGCUUAAAAAUAGGUGCAAGGAGUUUAAAGCCCAGAAAAAGUUAAAUAAGUGCAGGGAAAAAGUCGCAAUGAAAAAGUGUAAGAAAAUGGCCAAGGUGAAAAAAUGUCAGAAAAACAAGGAAAUAGAGCAAUGCAUGAAGUGUGUCAAAAAAGAAAGGGGAGAUUGUGAACAGGAAGAAGAAUGUAAGAAGAAAUGCCCCGACGAGGAGGAAGAAUUGGAAAAGCUAAACAAGGCCAUCCAGAAAAUCGCCGAUCAAAUGAAUUGCGAAAAGCAGGCGAAAAUAGAAGCCAUCAAGCGAGCAUGUCGAGAAGAAAAAGAAAGGCAAGAGUGCGCCCGAUUGGCUGAAGAAGCCCGGAAGAGAGCCGAAGAAGAAAGGAAACGCGAAGAAGAGGAGGCCAGGAGAAGGGCCGAAGAGGAAGCCAAAAAAGGGCCUGAAGAAGAUCUGUGCGAACUAAAGAGACAGUGUGCCAAAAUGGCCAAGGAAGCGAGGACGAAGGCGAGGGCCAAGCAGAUGAAACUCAAGGGCCUAGCCGCAAAAGCCAGGGCCAAGAAAAUGAAAGAACAGUGUAAGAAAAUGGCCGCGAUUCAAAAGUGCCGCAAGCAGGCGGAAAAGGAUAAGGCCAACAAGGAGAAGGCGGAAUGCGAAAAGGCCGCCAAGCUGGAGGCGGACCGACUCAAAGCCUUGCGAGAAGCUGAGCAGGCCAGACAAAAGGCUGCAAGCGCAGAGAAAGCGAAAAAAGCGAUGUGCAAGAAAAUCAGCAAACAGCAAAAACCAAAAGAAGUUGAUGUAUGCGCUAAAUACAAGUUCAAGGAAGCAGCUCCAGUAGCUAAAACAAAUGUAAAAGAGAAUAUCAAACAGGAGGUAAAGAAGGAGGUGAAGAAGGAGAUCGCUAAAACGCCAUCUUCGCCUCCUGCCCAACCACCAAAAGCUGCUAGUCCAUCCCCUCCACCAUCUAAAGCCCCACCACCGAAACCGAAAGCCAAUCCCGAAGGACUUUUCCAGAUAUGCAAAAAAAUAGCCGAAAAGAAGCUUAGACAAAGGAAAAAGAAGAUGAAGAUCCUCAAGGCCAAAUGCAAAAAAAUAGCUCUGAAGGAACAGUGCAAGUGUGAGAAGAAAGCAAGAAAGGCCAGGGAACUGAAUGAAUACUGCAAGAAAAAGAAGAAGUAAAUAUGGAUAGCGAUAGCACCAUUCCAAGUUCUUGGAUCUCCCAAUGCUCUGUAUAAAACAAGUUCCUCAAGGCUCAACACAUUUGGCUCGCAGGAUUUGGCUAUGCCCAUGUAUCAAAUCUUCAUUAUCUUUUGUGUUUUAUUACGAUUAUAGUCGUACAUCAGUUUCAGGCACUAUUGCUGGCUUAUAAAAACAGAAAAAAUUAAAUUUGAGCAUUUUAAAUCGGAAUUGACAAUUGUGCGUAUUUAUACGAUUAUUAAAUUAAACACAGAUGCAGUCAAAAUAAUAAAGCCUCAACUCCUUGUAUUUA
Messenger RNA from Drosophila mauritiana, 2067 nucleotides. RefSeq names its product axoneme-associated protein mst101(2) (gene Mst84B). Bases 126 to 1757 code for a protein of 543 amino acids. NCBI's taxonomy places the organism in Eukaryota, Metazoa, Arthropoda, Insecta, Diptera, Drosophilidae. The record is from RefSeq and is a predicted model, not a curated record. The transcript is spliced from 2 exons.